AUGGAUAUAUUGAGGAACAAACCAGCUCUACCCAAUACCUCUUUGGUGGGAAAUUGGAUCCUCAAUACUGUUUCAGAAAUACAUUAUCGCUCUUAUUCCAGAAUACAGGAUGAAAGUAAGAUUAGUGAACCUUCAAAUCUUAAGACGGGAGAGGAAAUCGGACUUGGUGUUCGACCCGUAAUGCAGAUAGGGGAUGGAGGUGAAUUUGUUUUGGAAGAAGGAUGGAGAAACAUCAACGGAUCUUCUACUGGAGAAAGAGGUGUGGAUAAGAUUUUAGAUGGGUUUUGUGGGAUCAUUUGGAAGAGUCGAUUAUGGGUUUUCACUUCGUCUGGAGUUGAAAAAGGGUGGCCUGAAUUGGAAGGGUUGUAUGGCUCCAAAAUAUUCACAAUCCGUCCCUCUGACCUGGUACGAUGCGACGAUCAUGAUGAUAAACUUCACUGUCUACGUGCCGGUACUUGCGAGGUACACUUCGACUUCUCUCAAGAACAACGUGAUAUCUGGCACGCUUUCAAAUCUGCCAUAGUUGAGAAAAUCUCUUGGAACACUGGUAACCGUAUAUUCAUGAUUCCAUCCUCACUUAUGACACCACCAUUAGAAUCCUCCUUAUGGCCUUUAUCCGACUCUCGUCUCUUGCUUACCGCCCAUCCACGUCCCAAUUUCUCAGGAUCCUCACUACACACUCUCAUGCCACUUGGACUAUCGGCCAUAUACCUGGACUAUCUUUCUCUAACCCCCACUCAAGAACAAACUUGCUCUGAUGCUUUCUCCGUCGCUCUUGGUACUUCAUGGAAAUCUUCCAAGUGGGAAUACGAUCUAUGCCGGAGGUUGAGAGAUGAACCAUCUUCCGACUGGUCGGUCUACUGGGUCCCUCUAGAUUCUCAAUCCCAUGAUUGGACGAAAGGUGAAGGGGUGAUCACUAUCUGGCCCACUCAUCUUUCCACACCGCCCAACCAAAAGUUUCCUCGUACUUCUACACGAAGCAAGAUCAAUCCCAUUGUCAACAUACCUUCCUCCAGUCAUCUUCUCAACGUCGCUUCGAAAGUUCAUGAUAUUCUCGCCGCUCAGCGUAAAUCACCAGAUCAAGGGAUUGACGUUGAUGUUCCUGAUAAACCUACAGAAUUUGAGAUAGAACCGUACCCUGAGCCUGAGCCAGAGCCAUCCGACACGGAGUCAUCUGAAGAUAAGGAACAAAGCUCCGAUCUCGACGAUUUAUUUUCUGCAACGUCUAGUCCCAUAAUGGAACCUUUCGAAUCUGUCCCGCCUGAACCGAUUCCAUCACUAGGACAAUCGAUCCCUCCAAACAGUCUCGAGAACCAGAGUUUGACCGUCGCCCAGUCGUCAAAUAGUUCGAACAACUGGCAAAUGAGCGGAGUCAACGCAGGUGGAUCAGGAGGCGUGGGUGAAACGGCAAUGAUCACCGAGGAUGAUUUUGACUUCUUCGAUAGUCCUGUUGAUGACAAGACUGUCCAUCCUGAAGAAGAGGACCCGAUGACCGUUGACCAAUCACAAUUUCCCGAACGGCCCAUUUCUCCAGAAGUAGAUAACAUCCCCAUACGCUCUCCAUCAAACAAAGCUCCCUCUCCUGAACCCCCAGACGUAGAUGUCGAUCGACCCGACUCACCUCCCAUCGAAACCCACAUAAUGAAAACGUCUCCACUGGCCGAUAUCAUCCCAGACCCUUUCUCUCCCAUAUCCUUAGACUCCGCUCCUUACACUCGACCAGCAUUAUACUCUUCCAUCACUUCAGGAAGUACCUACACUCGGAAACCGACACCGGGACAGAAAUACGACUACGCCUCUAAUUGGGAUUUAAACUCUGACUCGUCGUCUUCCUCCGAUAUGGAUGAAACUUCAGAUGCUCCACCCACACCUAGAACGGAAUAUGAUGGAGAUUUCGAUAUGACCUUUCAUGUCACUCCCGCGGCUCCGCAACAUGGUCAUGGUCAAGGUGAGCCGAUAACUUUUCGAGGCCAUGUAUGUGUAGGGGCGGAAUGGGUGGUUCUCAAAGAUGAUCUUGAACGACUUGUAGCCAUGGCUAAACCUUGGGAUCCAUCCUGGAAACAUUCCAAUACGCUCCCGUCUGGCCAAACACGACAAUCCUUCCAAGAGAAAUCUACACAAGAUCAAGUCCGUCGAUUGGUGACAAUCGUUACGCUUGAUCCUCUGCUGUCAAAUGUGAUUCUCAGUCGAACGACCAGAGCGUUGAUACCACAUUCUAAGAGUGCUUUGACAAUUGGCAAACAUCACAGCAUCUUACCGGAUCUCACGGAGGAUGGUAUCUCACUGUCCGAGCUCGACAUUCCUGAGGUUGACAAGUCUAGUACUUGUGAUGUCGUCUCCACGACAUAUGGACAACUUCGUGUCAAUUUGGCUUUCCAUGGUCAUAUCACAAACAUGUCUAUCGCAGGACUAAAGUUAUGGAGGGAAUUGGGUUUAGAGCCAGCUGGUGGGAGAAAGAAUUUCGAAGCUUGGAUCGUCAUUGACGGUCCGGACGAAUGGAGGGUUGUAGCUGAGAAGUGGGCGGACAGGUUCGGAGAGAGUUGGGAAGCUCACAGACUUGGUAAGGUAUGUGAUGCCGAUAGACGAGUCGUAUGUGUUCAACCUGGCAAGAUGGUGGAAUUGGCAAUGGAGCUCGACACACGCACCAAAGACACUUCACUCAUCAUCUUCAUCUUCUCACAUUCUAUCCAAACUCUCAAUCCCUUGUUCUCUUCCAAAAAGUCUUUCCAUCAUAAAAUUCCCAUUCUCCUUCUCCCACCUUCUCUCCUGUCCCCACCCACAAUCCCCGAAGGACUCUUAUUCGACACAUACAACUCCCUCCCUCGACAUGUCCGAAGAAUCGAGCGUGAUCGUACCCUUCCUUCUACGUUACCUUCAUCCGAUAAGGAUUUAUACAUGCAACAUCCAUCCUUCACCCUGGUCCCUGAUACCCCUCCCAAAUCAAUUCUUUCGCUUAAGUGGCCAGUGGAAAACCAUGAAGUCCUCGAUAGGGAUCGUAUUGUCCAUUGUGCCUAUUCGGUCGAUAAGACAACAGGUCUCGUGGUCGCUUGUGUGAUGGAUGAUCAAGGUGAACAAUGGCAAAUUCAGACUUGGAUGGUGGAUGGGGUUUCGGAGGUCGUAGGGAAGGUUUGGGAUUGGGUUUGUGGUUGGCAUGGAUCUCAAGGGAGUUCGAUAGAGAUGGCGGUUGUACGGAUGGGGGAGAUGAGUUUGGAAGAGUAUGAAGCUUGGAAAUCAUAUUCAUCUUCCACUCACCCCUUGACAAUCCUCACUAUUCCCUCUCUCCCACCCCCUCCACCAUCUAUCCUCUCACCCCCUAAACCGACCAACAUACCUGCAUCAACAUUCACAGAUCCCUCUUCUAGACUGAUCGAUGAAUCCCUCAUCGGAUCAUUCCAUCCUAUCGCCCCACGCCCCAUCUUUUUUCCUCUCUCACCAUCUAUCCCAUCUGUCCCAUCGUCUGAUCCUACAUUCGACAGACCCUUCACGGAAGAGAGAGGGAAAGGGAAAGAAAUCUUCUUCCCUACUUUCAUCCUAAGUCAAUCCUCACCAGAUGCUCAGACUCAUGUCUCGACCAUAUAUCACAUCAUUGCACAAAAUGGUAGAGGGAUAGAAGAGGAGGAGAUAAAGGUAAAGGACAGAAGGAGUAAAUUGGGGAAAGAAUAUUGGAGGUUGACAUGUCUUGGAAGGACCAGAUGGGGUUUUGAAGGUGGUUUACCAGCUCAUGUCGAAUGUGUUAGAUCGGCAUUGGAGAUUGUAGAGUUUCUGGCGCCCACCUGA
Tremella mesenterica DSM 1558 is the source of this 3777-nucleotide messenger RNA. RefSeq lists its product as uncharacterized. Gene Ontology annotation, molecular function: transcription coregulator activity. Lineage: Eukaryota; Fungi; Basidiomycota; Tremellomycetes; Tremellales; Tremellaceae. The transcript has 5 exons. The record is from RefSeq and is a predicted model, not a curated record. The coding region runs from base 1 to 3777 and encodes 1258 amino acids. Gene Ontology annotation, biological process: regulation of transcription by RNA polymerase II. Gene Ontology annotation, cellular component: mediator complex.